Messenger RNA from Closterium sp. Yama58-4, 1074 nucleotides. NCBI's taxonomy places the organism in Eukaryota, Viridiplantae, Streptophyta, Zygnematophyceae, Desmidiales, Closteriaceae. The record is from the annotation of a GenBank genome assembly.
AUGAGUAAAUGCCUGAAGCAACACGAAGAAGCAGUGCAAGAAUUUCAGCAGAAAGCAGCAUCGAUGCAGAUAAGUUUUUCUGAGAUGGAGCUUUCUAACGUGAGGCUCAAGCACAACCUCUCAUCGCAGGAGGCCGCACUUGAGAGGCUUAACGCUGAACAUGAAAAUUUGGUCUCAUCACUGAUGCAAGACCUUAAAUGCCAUGAAGAGGCGAAGCUCAGAUCAGAAGAGGAGUUGGCGGACUUGCAGACGAAGUUUUCUGAGUUGGAGCUCUGCAAUGCCGUGCUGGAACAGAAGCUUGCGUCGAAGGACACAGAGCUUGAAACGGCCAAGGCUGAGCACAGAAUUGCAUUCACAUCUAUCCUUCAAGACCUUAAAUUCCAUCAAGACACCAAGCUUGAGAUGGAUGAGAAAGCAGCAUCAAUGAAGAGGAAGAUUUCUGAGCUGGAGUUGCAGACCUCGACAUUGAAAAAAGAAACAGGUACGCUAAGCAAGCAGACUGCAGCGUUAGAUCGACUAAAGUCUGAACUGGAUGAAUGUCGCGCUCACCAAAAAGAGAUGGAGCUGGUGAAUAAGAGGUUGUUACACCAUGAGAACACUUUCAUACAAAUGCGCAGUCUUGCCAAAAGACUACGCAAUGAGAAGAAUGAUUUGCUUGAAAAGGUUGAACUGCUGAAAUCAGCCAACGAAGAGCAAGAAGACUCCAACAGUUCACAAGUACAGGCACUUGCUCAGAAGCUGAGAAUGGCAAAGAGUGAGCUGGCAGUCUGGAAGGAGCGGUGCUUGAGUCAAAGUCUAAAAUACACAUCCACUGAAGACAUAGAAUGUUCCGCCUCUGCUGUAACUGGGCGGCUUAAGAAGCACCGGUCCUUUUCAAAACCAGCCAGCCCUUCAUUGUCGUACUCUGCUGCAUCAGUAAGUGCUAUGGCCAGUCAGGCUGCCAAUAAUGGGAUCCCAUCACGUCCCCGUUGUGAGCAAUCUGAAGGCACAGCUGCAACAUUUUCCACGACGAAUUAUUCUCAAUCCCAGGGAGCAUCUCGUUUGUCAAAACGCUCAAGAAAGGAUCCACCAUAA